Messenger RNA from Plenodomus lingam JN3, 378 nucleotides. The record is from RefSeq and is a predicted model, not a curated record. Lineage: Eukaryota; Fungi; Ascomycota; Dothideomycetes; Pleosporales; Leptosphaeriaceae.
AUGAUCGUUGGCUUUUUGGCAAUAGCCAACCUUGGGAUCGUGCGGACGGCGAAAGAUGCCUACUAUGUAGGAUAUUUCCUCUCGAGGUUGGCUUCCAUUGAGGCCAGGAAGAGUGUAUGGGACAUUCAUGCAUUUGUAGCAUGUGAGGGGUCAAAAUGGGCUUCUCUCGCAACAGGAUGGCUCACUGCUUACCAAAGCGGCUUGUGUACGACUGGACGACGGACUUCAUCAUACCUAGACACCAUGUACCUAUGGGCAGCCUGUCUCGGUCAUCUCACGGACUCCUCUGGCCCCGGCACGCCACGUUUGGACUUAUUCGACCGCCCCCGGCCAUUGCGGGCAGUUCCCAGGUCUCUACGAGAGCCAAGCUACGCCUAG